AUGGCUGAAAACAAUGACAAUGGCAUCAACACUGAUGCUGAUCAAAAUCAAACAAUAACUCAAAACACAAACUCAAAUACAAAUCAUUAUGAUCCAUCUCUUCCUAACAGCCCAUACUUCAUUGGGGCAAAUGAAAGUUCAGGAGCCCUGCUUGUGACACAAAUGCUGGAUGCAAACAACUACCAUUCCUGGGCAAGGUCAAUAAAGAGGGCCCUGAGAAUCAAAAACAAGCUUGGGUUCAUCGAUGGUAGCCUCUGUGCACCAGCUGAUGCAGAAAAUCCAUUGAUGGAACACUGGCUUUAUUGUAACGAUAUUGUUAUCAGCUGGCUGCAAAACACCAUGACAGUUGACAUUAAGGCAAGCACACUCUAUGUGGAGACAGCACACCAGCUUUGGGUAGAGAUAGAGCAACGUCUUGCUCAACAAAAUGCCCCCAGAAUAUAUGAAAUCAAACAAGGCAUUGCAGCACUCAUGCAAGGACAUGACACUGUAAGCACUUAUUUCUCAAAACUCAAAACACUUCUUGAUGAAUUGAUCAACUAUGAGUCUAUUCCCAACUGCACCUGUGGGGGGUUAAAAACAGUGGUUAGUAAUCAGGAACGAGAUUGGGUAAUGAAGUUUCUCAUGGGACUUAAUGAAUCCUACAAAGGUCUUAAGGCUCAGAUUCUCCUGAUCAAGCCAUUCCCAAAAUUGAAAGAAGUAUAUUCACUAAUUCAGCAAGAAGAAAAGAGAAGGGAAAUCUCCAAUGAUGCUCUUGCUACUGAAGGAAUGGCACUAGUGUCAAGAAUGGAUAUGAGAGAGGUAGAGAAAAAAAAUACUGAAUCACCAAAGAAAUAUUAUUGCACCUUUUGCAAAAUGGCAGGGCACUAG
This is a messenger RNA of Olea europaea var. sylvestris, 870 nucleotides long. RefSeq lists its product as uncharacterized. NCBI's taxonomy places the organism in Eukaryota, Viridiplantae, Streptophyta, Magnoliopsida, Lamiales, Oleaceae. The record is from RefSeq and is a predicted model, not a curated record. Bases 1 to 870 code for a protein of 289 amino acids. The transcript has a single exon.